Chenopodium quinoa (quinoa) is the source of this 1588-nucleotide messenger RNA. RefSeq names its product putative rRNA methylase YtqB. The coding region runs from base 633 to 1439 and encodes 268 amino acids. The transcript has 6 exons. NCBI's taxonomy places the organism in Eukaryota, Viridiplantae, Streptophyta, Magnoliopsida, Caryophyllales, Amaranthaceae. The record is from RefSeq and is a predicted model, not a curated record.
AUUUAUAGAUUAAGUAGUUAUCAUAUGACAAAAGCUAACGAGCUCCCUCGAGGCAUUAGAUAAUAAUAGAAGUAAAAUUAGUGAUGUAAAAUUAACAUUAACUCCAUCGAUCAACGUGUAAUGUUGUCACACAUUGCUAAAUUACGAGUAGUAAUCUGUACUAUUUUAAUACAGAGUAAUAAUUUAGGAUUUCAUUAAGACAAGGAUUUCAAUUACUUAUUACGAGUACAUAUUUACCCCUAAUUUGAUUGCGGAAUUACCAAUAUAUCCCUUAAUACACCAACUACUCGUAUCAGACUAUCAGUCAUAUCCUAUAUAUAAAGUGAAAGAACCUUUUGAAUGAUAAAUUUAACUAUCCCUAAAUUAUCCUUCUCAAGUUGCAAAAUUACCAAAAAAAAAAUAAAAAAAUAAAAAUCCUAUCAUAACUACCCAAUAAUAACCGCUUCCUUCCUUCCACAUAAAUUUAUAUAUUAAACGUUCUCACUUCCCAUAAAAUAUAAAAUCACUUUAUUUUUUUUUUCAUCUAAUUUCUUAUAUUGUACCUCUUAACUUGUGUAUAUAACGCUAAUCGAUUUUCUUGUAUUUCCACUUUUGUUGUGGCAGACAAAUAGUAGUAUUGAGAAUUGAGAAAGAUGUUAAUAUUCCGGAGUCUGCUGCAUCCUUUACCUCUUCCUACUCCGCUCUUUUUUGCUCGCCAAAACCCCUUCAACUUGUCAUUUCCGUGUUUGUGGAUAAGAAAACAAUCUCAGGCAUUCUCACUUCAAGGUAGAACACUAUCAUCAUCGUCUUCAACCAAUGUUUCCUCUGAUUUUGUCCCCAAUCUUUCUGAGUUAGAUGAUGUUUUGAAGGGCUAUAUGUUUGGCCAGAAAAAGGCAACUGAAGUUGCUCAUUUGAUAUGGAAACUCGUGGUUCAAAAGGGUGAUUCUGUUGUUGAUGCUACUUGUGGUAAUGGCAAUGAUACCCUGGCAUUGGCCAAGUUGGUGGUAGAUGAUGAAGCUAAAGGGUGUGUAUAUGGGAUGGAUAUUCAGGAAGAUGCUAUACAGAAUACUUCAUCCUUACUUGACCAAUCACUUGAUCCAAACCAGAGAAGAUAUGUGAAGCUAUUUUCAACUUGUCACAGUAGAAUGGUGGAUGUGCUUCCUAAGAAUAUCUCUGUGAGGCUUGUUGCAUUCAAUUUGGGCUACCUUCCUGGAGGUGACAAGGGAUUAAUCACAAAUUCAGCCACAACCUUGCUAGCACUCAAGGCAGCAAAGGAAUUAUUACUUCCUGGAGGAAUUAUUAGUGUUGUUGCUUAUGUUGGACACCCUGGUGGAAGGGAAGAAUAUGAAAUUGUCCGCUCGUUUGCAGCUGAGUUACCAGCAGAUAAAUGGGUCUGCAGCCACAUUCAGAUGUUGAACAAACCACUUGCACCGGUUCUUGUAUUUUUGUUCAAGAGAUGAAAAAUAAUUAUUGUUAGUUAAGACUUUUUUAAAUAUAUGAGAACUCCACUUUUGGCAACUGGUCAGAUUUUGAAUGCUUUUAUCAUUUGAUAGAACUCUUCUACUCAUUUUGCUAUAAUCAAUACUUUUUCUCUGUUUAGAGCUGCAAA